AUGGGUCCAACAGAAAGGCGGGGGCUAUCAAGGACUAUGGGUCCAACAGAAAGGCAAGGGCUAUCAAAGACUAUGAGUCCAACAGAAAGGUGGGGCUACCAAGGACUAUGGGCCCAACAGAAAGGCGGGGGCUAUCAAGGACUAUGGGUCCAACAGAAAGGUGAGGCUACCAAGGACUAUGGGUCCAACAGAAAGGCGGGGGCUAUCAAGGACUAUUGGUCCAACAGAAAGGUGGGGCUACCAAGGACUAUGGGUCCAACAGAAAGGCGGGGGCUAUCAAGGACUAUGGGUCCAACAGAAAGGUGGGGCUACCAAGGACUAUGGGUCCAACAGAAAGGCGGGGGCUAUCAAGGACUAUGGUUCCAACAGAAAGGCGGGGGCUACAAAGGUUUAUGGGUCCAACAGAAAGGUGGGGGCUAUCAAGGACUAUGGGUCCAACAGAAAGGCGGGGGCUAUCAAGGACUAUGGGUCCAACAGAAAGGCGGGGGCUAUCAAGGACUAUGGGUCCAACAGAAAAGUGGGGCUACCAAGGACUAUGUGUCCAACGGAAAGGUGGGGGCUAUCAAGGACUAUGGGUCCAACAGAAAGGCGGGGGCUACAAAGGUUUAUGGGUCCAACAGAAAGGUGGGGGCUAUCAAGGACUAUGGGUCCAACAGAAAGGCGGGGGCUAUCAAGGACUAUGGGUUCAACAGAAAGGCGGGGCUAGCAAGGACUAUGGGUCCAACAGAAAGGUGGGGCUACCAAGGACUAUGGGUCCAACAGAAAGGCGGGGGCUAUCAAGGACUAUGGGUCCAACAGAAAGGUGGGGGCUACCAAGGACUAUGGGUCCAACAGAAAGGCGGGGGCUAUCAAGGACUAUGGUUCCAACAGAAAGGUGGGGGCUACCAAGGACUAUGGGUCCAACAGAAAGGCGGGGGCUAUGAAGGACUAUGGGUCCAACAGAAAGGUGGGGCUACCAAGGACUAUGGGUCCAACAGAAAGGCGGGGGCUAUCAAGGACUAUGGGUCCAACAGAAAUGUAGGGCUAUCAAGGACUAUGGGUCCAACGGAAAGGUGGGGCUACCAAGGACUAUGGGUCCAACAGAAAUGUAGGGUUAUCAAGGACUAUGGGUCCAACGGAAAGGUGGGGGCUACCAAGGACUAUUAG
Messenger RNA from Nematostella vectensis (starlet sea anemone), 1146 nucleotides. Its product is annotated as protein RNA-directed DNA methylation 3-like. Lineage: Eukaryota; Metazoa; Cnidaria; Anthozoa; Actiniaria; Edwardsiidae. The record is from RefSeq and is a predicted model, not a curated record. The transcript has a single exon. The coding region runs from base 1 to 1146 and encodes 381 amino acids.